Messenger RNA from Temnothorax curvispinosus, 1330 nucleotides. RefSeq names its product protein YIPF5 (gene Yip1d1). The record is from RefSeq and is a predicted model, not a curated record. Gene Ontology annotation, biological process: vesicle fusion with Golgi apparatus; endoplasmic reticulum to Golgi vesicle-mediated transport. The transcript has 2 exons. Lineage: Eukaryota; Metazoa; Arthropoda; Insecta; Hymenoptera; Formicidae. Gene Ontology annotation, cellular component: trans-Golgi network. Bases 138 to 938 code for a protein of 266 amino acids.
UCUGCUGACUUCCGUCAUUCGUCGAUCCGUCCACGGUGGAACUGGUGGAAGGUGGAUCGAUGUGUUGUUUCGAGCCGCUCGAACACAGGAAGAGUAGAAUUCGUUGAAGAACGAAGCACACGUGCGAUAACGUCGAGAUGUCCGGAUACGCCGGCCAGGACAACAGUUACUGGGCCCAGUCGCCGCCGCCGCCGCAGCUGCCGCCGCAGGACCAGUUCAACUUCGAGGCGUCCGGUUUCGGCCAACCUAACCAACAAUUCGAAUUUCAGACGUACGAGCAGAUGCCCGGCAAUUACUCGUACGGAUCGAAAACUUUUCUGGAUCCCACGCAGAGCCCCUACAGCAACGAUCUGUUCACGCAGGACGAUUAUGUGAAAGGCACCAAUGGCUUUGGCGAUGAAGAAGAUGAGCCACCUUUGCUGGAAGAGCUCGGCAUCGAUCCUGAUCGGAUAAUACAAAAGACUCUGGCUGUGUUGAACCCUUUCCAUAGGAAAGGACAAAUUGACGACGCAAAUUACCUGCUGCAAGAUUCAGAUUUGGCAGGACCCGUGGCGUUCUGCCUAGUCCUUGCGGCGUUUCUCCUAUUAGCUGGUUCCAAAGCGCACUUCGGCUAUGUAUAUGGAUUGGCCAUGAUCUCCUGCAUGCUCAUGUACAUUCUACAAUCCCUGAUGAGUAGCAGCGGUAACAUCACUCUAUCAUCCGUCGCGUCCGUACUAGGCUACUGCUUGUUGCCAGUCGUUGUUCUGGCAGGUCUCGGUGUCUUCACUACGUUACGGGGUCCGAUAGGCUUGAUUUUGGCAGUCCUUGCCGUCGCCUGGGCAUCCCUCUCUGCUUCUAGACUUUUCUCCACGAUGUCGGGAGAGUCGGACCAGAAGCUUCUCAUAGCGUAUCCGUGUAUGCUUCUCUACGGCGUAUUUACGUUGAUAAUUAUAUUUUAAGUAAGAAAUAUAUCGGUUGUACAUAUAUAAGUUUCACCCUUGAUUAAUGAUCAAAUAAACUUUUCGGUUCUCAACAAAAAGCGGAUUUGAGCAAGAAGCGUAUUUUGUUUACACCUAGAUUGGUGCCAAUGAUUAUACGAUGAUAAAACAAAAUUUAUUUAUAUUUUUUGUAAUUGCACUCUGAGUAUUAGUAAACGAUGCUGUUGAUGCAGCAGUCAAAACAAUACAUGAUUUUAUAUCUUUAACAAUGUUCCGAAUUAUCUUAAUAAGCAUAUUUUGGUAGAUACGCUUAUUUUAUAAGUAAUAAAGCACACGAAUAUACGUCAUGUUUAGUGCUAGCAUUAGAUUAAGUCAUUUGUUAUACAAUUUCUAAAUAAAGUUUAUGAUAUUAA